Molecule: messenger RNA, 465 nt
Organism: Camelina sativa (false flax)
Lineage: Eukaryota; Viridiplantae; Streptophyta; Magnoliopsida; Brassicales; Brassicaceae
Source: RefSeq, a predicted model, not a curated record
AUGUCGAAGAGUAUUGUACUGUUGAGCUCCGAUGGAGAGUCUUUUGAGGUUGAUGAGGCUGUUGUGCGUAAGAUACUAAUGGUAAGAGACAUGAUCGAAAACGAAUGCGCCGAUAACCCUAUACCGCUUCAUUACGUCACCGGUGAGAUCCUCCCCAUGAUUAUUGAAUAUUUGAAGAAGCACGUUGAUGAUGAUGCUGGUUCAAUUGAAGAUAAGGAGGAGCUCGAGACAUGGGACGCUGAGUUCAUGAGACGUUAUGAUUUUGAUACCUUAUGCAACCUCAUGAACGCUGCUUACUAUCUCAGCAUUGUAAGCCUUCUCGAUCUCAUUGGCCAAACUAUUGCAGAUAUCAUAAAUGAAAAAGAGAUAGAAGAGAUCCGAGCCAUGUUUAACAUUGUUCCAGAGCGAUCGAUUUCACAUUCGGAAGAAGAAGAAAAGGUUUACAAGGAGAGUGAAUGGGUUUAA